AUGAGCAUGAUGCUGCCCCCCCCUCACACAUGUGGCAGUGCUGUGCUGUGUUUCCCGCCGCCGCACGUGGGCAGCACCCUCUUCAGUCACCGGAAGCGGAAGUGCUGUCCUUUUCUGUCUACUCCGAACAGAGACGCUCCAGACAUGGCUCCACGUAAAGGAAAGGAGAAGAAGGAGGAGCAGGUGAUCAGCCUGGGCCCUCAGGUCGCAGAGGGAGAGAACGUGUUCGGAGUCUGUCACAUCUUCGCUUCAUUCAACGAUACAUUUGUGCACGUGACCGACCUCUCCGGAAAGGAGACUAUCUGCCGCGUCACUGGAGGUAUGAAGGUCAAAGCCGACAGAGACGAGUCCUCUCCGUACGCCGCCAUGUUGGCUGCUCAGGACGUGGCUCAGCGCUGUAAGGAGCUGGGCAUCACUGCUCUUCACAUCAAGCUGAGGGCCACGGGCGGGAACAGGACAAAGACCCCAGGCCCUGGAGCCCAGUCGGCCCUCAGAGCUCUGGCCCGAUCCGGGAUGAAGAUCGGACGCAUUGAGGAUGUGACCCCGAUCCCGUCAGACUCCACUCGCAGGAAGGGCGGACGCAGAGGAAGACGUCUGUAG
Molecule: messenger RNA, 600 nt
Organism: Knipowitschia caucasica
Lineage: Eukaryota; Metazoa; Chordata; Actinopteri; Gobiiformes; Gobiidae
Source: the annotation of a GenBank genome assembly